UUGAAGACAAAACCGACGCGACGCCAUUGCGAGGGGAAGCUUGGGAUGGGGUCAGAGAGGCGUGUCGGCGUCGUGUCGGUUGGGUACGGAUACGCGCGAUAAUCCACGAAGAUUUACCACCAGGGUGUCGACCGACUGCACUCAUUGUCAUAGGGUUUCGGUGUCGGGUGCCGCUGCACGGCCCGGGUCUGCCUACUGCGGUCUUUGUUCAUUGUUACAUAUCUUUGGGGAAGUCUGUGCUGCAUUAAAAAUUAGAAAUGUCUGACGGCUAUGGAGGGAGCUAUGGAGGAGGAGGAAGAGCAGCCAGUGGCGGAUACUCGUCUGAUGACAGAUAUGGCGGCCGUGGCGGCGGCUACCGUGGUGGCCGCGAUGAGGGUGGUUACGGCGGCGGCGGCGGCUACCGCGGCGGCCGUGACGACGGCGGCGGCUACCGCGGCGGCCGCGAGGACAGAGGCUACGGCGGCAGCGGCGGCGGCGGCUACCGGGGCGGCCGCGAUGAGGGCGGCUACGGCGGCGGCCGGGACGGCGGGUACCGGGGCGGCGGAGGCUACGACCGCGAGGGCGGCGGCGGCGGGUACCGCGGCGGCGGCCGGGACGGCGGGUACGGCGGUGGCGGCGGCUACCGCGGAGGCCGCGGCGGCGGCGGAUACGACAGAGGUGGCCCAGGUGGCUAUAACAAAGGUGGGUACGGAGAUGACGACGCCGGUGGCGGCGGCUACCGGCAGACCUUCGAGGACACCAUCUUCGUGUCCGGCAUGCCGCCUGACAGUUCACAGGAGGAGAUCGCCGACUUCUUCGGCUCCAUUGGACGCAUCAAGCCGGACAAGCGGACCGGACAGCCGCGGAUUUGGAUGUACAAGGACAAGAUGACUGGCCAGAACAAGGGCGAGUGCACGGUCACCUAUGAGGACAUCGAGGCCGCCCGGUCAGCCAUCGGCUGGUUCUCGGGCAAGGAGUUCCGCGGUAACACCAUUAAGGUGUCGAUGGCAGAGCGUCGCACCAGCACGGACAGGUCGCGCGGCGGCGGCGGCGGACGCGGCGGCGGUGGCUUCAGAGGCCGCGGCCGCGGCGGCGGCGGACCGCCCGGCGCAGCCGGCGACUGGAAGUGCCCCAACGACGAGUGCAGCAAUGUCAACUUUGCCUGGCGCAACGAGUGUAACCGCUGCCAGACGCCCAAAGCGGACGGAGGCGGCGGCGGCGGAUUCCGCGGAGGCCGGGGCGGAUACCGCGGCGGGCGCGACGGCGGGCCCAUGCGCAGCGACUACGGCGGCCGCGACCGCGACCGCCCCUACUAGUGUCGCCGGUGGUCCAGCCGGUCGUGCCGGGUCGGUGUCAGAAUGUCUCGUGCUUGUCAUCUCAUCUUUCAUUUACGAAGGACAGCCGUGUCUUGAAGCCAGACGGUGCUCGGCCACUGUUUUAUAACGGGCGUGGCGCGUGCGCCCUGCUGUCACAUGACUUCAUGUUGAAUACACAGAAGUGAGCUGU
Molecule: messenger RNA, 1485 nt
Organism: Amphibalanus amphitrite
Lineage: Eukaryota; Metazoa; Arthropoda; Thecostraca; Balanomorpha; Balanidae
Product: RNA-binding protein FUS-like
Exons: 7
Coding region: 258-1295 (345 amino acids)
Biological process (GO): regulation of DNA-templated transcription
Cellular component (GO): nucleus
Molecular function (GO): RNA binding; ice binding; transcription coregulator activity
Source: RefSeq, a predicted model, not a curated record